This is a messenger RNA of Sorex araneus (European shrew), 5725 nucleotides long. RefSeq names its product non-homologous end joining factor 1 (gene NHEJ1). Gene Ontology annotation, cellular component: nucleus; DNA ligase IV complex. Gene Ontology annotation, molecular function: DNA end binding. The record is from RefSeq and is a predicted model, not a curated record. Bases 106 to 1008 code for a protein of 300 amino acids. The transcript has 8 exons. Gene Ontology annotation, biological process: double-strand break repair via nonhomologous end joining. NCBI's taxonomy places the organism in Eukaryota, Metazoa, Chordata, Mammalia, Eulipotyphla, Soricidae.
CCGGCGUGCUGAUUGGGGGUGGGGAACCUGCCCCUACUUCUAGGCCUUUCGUUUGCGCGGGCCGGCCGGCCAGCACGGGAAGGUGGGGAGCUGUCGCAGUUGUUCAUGAUGGAGGCGCUGGACCAUGGGCUGUUGGAGCAACCCUGGGCCUGGCUGCAGCUCGCCGAGAAUUCCCUCCUGGCCAAGGCCUGCGUCACCCCGCAGGGCUAUGCCUUGCUGCUCUGGGAUCUUCAGCAGGUGUGGCACGAACAGGUGGAUGCCAGUGUGGUCAGUCAGCGAGCCAAGGAGCUGAACAAGCGUCUGACAGCGCCCGCUGCCGCCUUUCUCAGCCGUUUGGAUGAUCUGCUUCGUCCGUUGCUGCAGGGCCGAGCUGGCCCCGGCGAAGCCACCUUCUCCUGUGACCGCGUGGCCGAGGCGCUGGUGCUGCGGGUGCGGAGUGAGCUCUCAGGCCUCCCGUUCUAUUGGACUUUCCACUGCACCGUAGCGAGCCCUGCCCUGGUGUCCCGGCAUCUGCUCCGGCCCCUGCUGGGCGUGGGCCUGGCGCUGCAGCACCAGGUACGCGAGCUCGCCACGUUGCUUCAUCGGAAAGACCUGGAGCUCCGGGACUACCAGGAGAGCGGGGCCACGCUGAGCCGAGAUCGGCUGAAGACGGAGCCGUUUGAGGAAAACUCCUUCUUGGAACAAUUUAUGGCAGAGAAGCUCCCAGAGGCCUGCAGCAUUGGGGACGGGAGGCCCUUUGUCGAGAAUCUGCAGGGCCUGUAUGUGGCAGUCGCCCAACGAGAGGUCCAGGGGGCACUGAAGCCCGAAGAUGCAGAAACGACUCCUGGCAGCCCCUCCUGGCAGGGAACUGACGGUGAGCUUCCGAAGCCCCCCGAAGAGCCAGACUGCACACCCGCACCGCCCCCCACCCCUAGGGAGGAGCCCACGGGAACGUCGUCGGGGGCCCCGGCGCAGAGACCUCAGCUGUCAAAGGCCAAGAGGAAGAAACUCCGGGGACUCUUCAGUUAGCGCGUCCCGCCUCGGCGGCCGAGGCCAAGCCUGGAGGACGGGUCUCCCCGAGUCCCGGGCAGGGGCCGCGGGGGGCCGGCGUGGAGACACAGGCGGCAGCCAGUCUGCAGCGGUCCCCAAGGCGCCUCUCUUUCAGGUGGCAGGGGCGGGUCGUUUCUCCAGACCCGGGACCCAGCCCUGGGCGCUGGUCACGUAGGCCAGGCCAGCCGAAGGGCAGCGCUCAGGCAGCCUGGAGUGCGUCCGUCCAUGGGGUCCUGAGCCUUGCCACGCCCCCCGCCCCCAGCCCCCGCCCCCAGCCCCAGCCCCCUCUUUAACGAGGAAUUAAAAACACGCAUGCACCCUCCUGCGGUAGACAUCACUUGGUCCGAGGCGCCCACCCCUCCCGCUUCACUGUGCCGGCUCCCACCCUGCUGUGCCCUCUGGAGGCCCUGGAGACCCCUGGUCCCUUGUGGCACCCCUUCUCCAGCUUCCAGCUUCUCCCCCAAUCCCGCAGCAGCUUACAUCCCGGGAACUGAGAUUUCCCACAGCGUCCCGCUUGGCACGUCCACUCUGGGCCACUGCUCCCCUCUGCCCAGCUCCGGGCAUGGAUUUGCUCAUUUCCUCUUUGCUUCCACCAAAGAUGACAUCAGAGGGGCCAGAGCAAUAGUACAGCAGGUAGGGCGUUUGCUUUUUGGGUCACACCCAGCAAUGCACAGGGGUUAAAACUCCUGGCUCUGCACUCAGGAAUAACUCCUGGCGGGUGCUCGGGGGACCAUGUGGGAUGCUGGGAAUUGAACCCGGGUUGGCUGCGUGCAAGGCAAAUGCCCUACCUGCUGUACUGUCCCUCCAGCCCCCAGGUAGGGCGUUUGCCUUGCACACGUCUGCCUUGCAUGCGGAUGCUGGGUUCGAUCCCCGGCAUCCCUUAUGGUCCCCCAAGCACCGCCAGGAAUAAGUCCUGAGCACAGAGCCUGGAGUAAGCCCCUCCUUUGGGGGGUGGCCCAAAAUCCUAAAGGCCAAAAAAAGUUGUGACUGGAAUUGUGAGGGGCUCCAAGUUUCUGGCUCCCAGGGACUUUCCCACCCACCAAGGCAAAAAAAAAAAGAAAAGAAAUUUUGCUUUCCUCCGUCCUUUGCUCUAUUUCAAAUAGCAGAUUGAUGGGAAGGAGGCAGGGCCCAUGAACAGGAAGUGGCUCCAGAAAUUCCCCAGGACCAGAGGGCCUGCACGGAGGGUCAGGGCGGAGUGUGGGACAGGGGAAAGGUAAGGGUCCCCCCCCCAGAGCCCCAGAAAGUCAGUUCCUGACCAGCCAAACCGCAGCUAGUGGACCAGGACCCACCAAGUUCCCCCUGCAACUCUGCUAGGUGAGUGAGGCCCUCUGCAGGUUUCCCUCAGGAGACGGGGAGGAAAGGAGAACCCAGGUGUUCUUGGGGGGCUGGUGUGGGUAGAAGACGGGGGUGGGCAGAACCUCCCCGGGUUUAGAUCAUUACAAGGGCGAGGCACCUCUGGCUCUCCGUCCUCUCUCGCCAGCAAUGGGGUGGCAAGGUGGUUCUGACCUCCCUCCUGGGGAGCAGGGGAACCGUGAGGAUUAGCAUCUCACCCAUAACAAGGUGUUUUAUGGCUGUAAGGACCACAGGUGCUGACCGGGGGCUCGGCAGGCCAUGCCCAGCCCGUGCCAAGGCCCUGGGGCUUUAUCCCUGCGUGGCCGUGGGAAUGCCCCCCAGUGAAUCCAAGAAAGAACACCAGGAGUAGACAGCGAACUUGACUCUGGCAGAUAAGCUUCGGGAGAGCCAGGCACUCGGUCACCAGGAAGAGGCAUCCUGAAGUGACGGAGGGACUUAGCAAAGGCCGAGGGCCGCUGAGUAGCAGCUGGGGGGGAGGGCAGAGUGCUGAGUUCUUUGCUGCAUUAUUAGGGUUUUUUUUUUUUUUGAAGGGGGACUUAUGGGGACUCGGGACCCAGACCCAGCAGUGCUCAGGGGCUGUUUCUGGCUCUGGGCUCAGAGAUCAUGCCGGGUGGGGCUCAGGGACCCUGUGCAGUGCUAGGGAUUGAACCCGGGUUGACCAUGUGCCAGGCGAGUGCUCUGCCCCCUGGCGCUGUCUCUCCAGCUUCCUGACCGGGGGUCCUCGGGAGGACUGUCAGGCCGAAUGAGUCAGCCUCCUCUUGGGGGGGGGUCCUCACUCGCCCUCUCUCCACCCACAGGGCACCCCCACCAUAGCGACCACUGGGACGCCCACCGAACCGCUCAUCAGGGUGGGCACUUGGGUGGCCCAAUUCUCCUGGCUGGCUCCCGGGCCAGAGGGCACCCCCAAAAGGAAGGACCGGGGCAAGCUAGGAGGAAGCACAGCCCCUCAGACUGGAGAACCCCCCACUCCCAUCUCCAGUCUGGGGGCUGGCAGUGGGGAGAGGAAUCGAGGGCUUGAGAGUCCCCCUGGGUCGAGGCUUAAAAUCCCGUAGGCACCACUUUUAUCAUGGUUCCAAGAGAAAGUGACUUUGGGGGUUUGUUUUGGUUUGGGGGGCCUGGAGUGAUCCCAGGGGUGAUCCCUGGAGUAACCCUAGGGUUGAUCCCAGGAGUGAUCCCAGAGGUGAUCCCUGGAAUGAUCCCAGGAGUGAUCCCUGGAAUGAUCCCAGGAGUGAUCCCUGGAAUGAUCCCAGGAGUGAUCCAAGGGAUGAUCCCUGGAGUGACCCUAGGGUUGAUCCCAGAGUUGAUCUCCGGGGUGAUCGCUGAGGUGAUCCUAGAGGUGAUCCCUGGAGUGAUCCCAGGGGUGAUUCCUGGAGUGACCCUAGCGUUGAUCCCAGGGUUGAUCUCUGGGGUGAUCGCUGAGGUGAUCCUAGAGGUGAUCACUGGAGUGAUCCCAGGGGUGAUCUUUAGGGUGAUUCCUGGAGUGAUCCCAGUGGUGAUUCCUGGAGUGAUCCCUGGAGUGAUCCCAGGAGUGAUCUCAGGGAUGUCCCUGGAGUGAUCCCUGAGCACAGAGGCCAGGAGUAAGCUCUGAGCACCAUGGGGUAUGGCCCAAACGUCAAAAAAGGGAAACCAGAGUGUUUGCCUAAUGACCUCCCCGGCCACCCCUUUUACCCCCAGGGGUUACCCCUGAAGCAUCCCGGAGAAGCAGCCCUCAGUGCCCUUUCUCGGGCCCUAAAUCCCAGACCCACGCCCCACCCCCUCCGCCCCCAGCCCCCAAAGCUCCAGGCGGUGGGUGAGAAGCUUUCAUCAGGGCAACUCCAGGGAAAUCCCUGGCUUGACAAAUUGGCCUGGCCGGCUGCAUCCCCGCCCUGCCCCCUGGCUGGGCCCCUCCCCAGGCCCCCAGCCCGGCCCAGCCCCCACCCCCCCAUGCACAUAAAAGGGUCGAAUUCUCGUGGCUGCUCCAUAAAUUUUAUUCCGUAAAUAUUAGUUUUCCCUGUGUUUAAUAAAGCCGUGGCCCACCCCUCCCGCCUGCCCGCCCGCUCCCCGGGGCCGGGGCUGGGGCCAGGGCUGGCUGGUGGGAGAAGGGACUCUUUCAAUUGCUUUGGAGUAUUUUUAGAAAAAAAAAUAAUAUAAGGUGGUUUUCCCCGAGCCAGCCAGCAAACCAGGAGCAGGAGCGGGGACCUCGAGGAAGUCCCUGCGCAGCCUGGCUUAAAAAGUAGAGAAACAGCGCCACCUAGGUCGCCGGGCCGGCCCGCCUGCCGCCCGCUCCCCUCCCCUCCCCUCCCCCACGCCCCCGGGGCCAGGCGGCUCUGCCGCUUGCUCGCUCGGGGUGCUGGGCGCUGGGCACUCCCGCUGGGCAGCCCCUCCUCAGGCUGCUCAGGAAGGCAGAGCCCCGCCGGAUCCUGGAAAUUCCCACCAGGAGCCUUCUUUCUAUCGCCUCUGCCCGGGUUCCAGAUCACGGACGGGGAAGCCGAGUGCUGCAUGAGGGAGGAAGGCACUGCCUGAGGCGGCCGUGUUCCCACCACGCCCCAGGGCGCCAGCGCUGGCUUCCUUGGGCAUAGAAGGUGGCCGGGAAGGAUCAGCCCCUGGAGGAAGCUGUCAGACAGAGGAUCUUGCUGGGGGCUGCUGUAGCCCUGGGCCCUGGCUACUCUGGGGGGCUACUCCGGGCGCUUCAGACCCGCCUGUCUUCCUUGUGGGGAGAAAGAGAAGAAGGGGACCCUGAGCAGAGCUCAGGCGGCCAGGGGGUCACCCCCAGGGACACCAGUCAGGCCGGUCAGUGUGGCCUUGUUCAGGGGCGGUGCCUGAGCGGCCCUGUGGCUCCAGGGGUCGGAUUCGGGGCCUUGCCCGCACCAGGCCCUGGGCUCUGUGUCCAGCUCCAGCCCUGUGGCUGCUUUACCCACUCAGGGGGUCCAGGGAGGCGGCCCCUCCUUCUGUUCCUCUUCAUGUCCACCUCCUGGUGCCCAUAGCCCUGCCCUGCCCCCUUCUCCCGGCCCGCCGGGAGGGACACAGGGGCCCAUGUCCAUAGGGCGUCAGGCACAGGGUUCGGGGUUGAGGCCUGGUCUUGACCAAUCACUCAUACUCUUCCUCAGUUUCUCCUGUUUACAGAACUAGGUUUGCUCCUGAGAGCUCAGAGUUGUGGCGGGGGGGGGGGGUUACUGGAAAUCUGAGCGCCGCCCCCCGCCCCCGAAGGCAAUAGGGUCGCUCCUCUCUUCUGCUCCUACCCCCUCCCUCUGUGCAGUGCUCGCUACACAUCUUUUUCUUGUGUUCGGUUACUUCCACCCCCAAAGAACAGGGUGGCGUUGACGCCUGCCUCGGAGAGCGGCCAGGGCAGGCGCGGCCUGCGGCU